Stylonychia lemnae is the source of this 1632-nucleotide messenger RNA. The record is from the annotation of a GenBank genome assembly. NCBI's taxonomy places the organism in Eukaryota, Ciliophora, Spirotrichea, Sporadotrichida, Oxytrichidae.
AUGAGUGAGCAACUAAACUAUCAACAACUAUUCUCCUGCAAUAGUUCCCAGUUAAUGAGCUUGUACACCCAAACCACCGAAAACCAAACGCAGGCAACCUUGCAAUCUCAACAAUCGAUGGUUUAAUAUGAUUUCUAGGUCUAAACCAAGCUUUAAACAUUAAAAUUCAUGCCAUCUUUAACAGCUACUUUUUAAAAUUUACGCCAAGGAGAGAUAAAAGAUAAAGAGAUUAAGCCUAAGCGAGUUGACUUGAGUAUCAACAGGAAGAUUUUAUCCUUUGGUAAAAAUCUUAUCACAAAUAGCCAAACUUGUCCUAAAAAGUCUUCUCUUGACAUUGAUCUUAGUCAAGUUCGAAAAUACUUCAAAAGAAAGGAAGUAAAAGCCAAAGUUAAACCAAAUGGUGAGUUUAAGAGACAAAAGCAAGGAUCUUAAAAUUUGGCUAAAGACGAACAAAACUCUGCAUAUAAUUCUCAUCUAGAAACACCGAAUUUAUUCAUUAAAUCUCCAACUAGAUUCUAUGAUGGUUAGAGUAACAAUCAAAUUCCCCAAAGCAGAGUUCUAGCCUCUAUAAAGGAUAGACAAACCAACAUCACCUAAAACGCACCAUCUAAAUGUAAAGAUCUCUCAGACUUUAAAGAUUAAAAUAUCAACUUAGGAUAGUAACCCUCCAACAAUUAAGAUGUUAUGAAGGGUUUUCCUUCGAAUAACCAAUCCAUGCAAAGCUCAAGCAAAGAAAAUGCAGAUUUAGAUGCUCACUCAACAAAUUUUCUAUUUACACCAGUAAGGACAACUGACAAAUCUUUAUAAAGCCCCUAAUUAUAAGCAUAACCGAUUAAAAAGACCAAAGCUAUUGAGAAACAUACUGAUAAGAUACCUAGGUAGGUCUAGCUUAAAUUUUUUUGGGCUAAGCGUCAGUACGAUAAACUCAAGCAACAAACUGUCAAAGUGUUUGAGGACCGUGCUUAGAUGCUUCCUAUAAGGAAUAAAUCUAACUAAACAUCUCUUAUGAGCACAUAGUCAACGUUUUGCUCAACAUUUGAUCACACAAAUAAGGUUAGAACAGAAAAAGAUGAAAUAUAGAUGUUUUCCACCGAUUUUAGUAAUGAGAAUUCAGAGUCUCCUCUUUACUGUUCCUAAGUUAUUAGUGAGUAGAAGGAGAUACUACUCAGAAAGUUUGAGGAUUAAUCCCUCAAGAAUAAAAUGACAAAGAUUAUCGAGUAAUAGCAGCUAAGGAUGAUGCAUCAUAUGCACUUCAACAACCAGUUUGAUAACAGUCUGUAGUAGUAAACUAUCAUGCAAGCCAUUAACAGUGGCAUUAGUAACAACAAUCCCAACUUCAUUAACAAUCUUACAGCCAAUAGUGAAACCUAGAUAUCAAUUCGUAAUACCUAAGAGAGUUAGGUAGACUUUACCCAGAGAGUAGUGAUUGGCACUCCAUCUGAGGAGGGCAGUUAGGAUUAACUAAACAGAAGUAACCUCCAAUAUUCCAAUCAAAUGAGCAAUUCUUUCAGCUGCAUUGAUGAUAUCAACUCAUAGUCCUACUCUAACAACUCUAGCUAAACUGUUAUUAGACCCUUCAACUUGAUUAACUCCCCAGACUCAAGUUUUAGUAAUGAUGAUUACUACAGAUGA